This is a messenger RNA of Pimephales promelas (fathead minnow), 2350 nucleotides long. The record is from RefSeq and is a predicted model, not a curated record. NCBI's taxonomy places the organism in Eukaryota, Metazoa, Chordata, Actinopteri, Cypriniformes, Leuciscidae.
UAAGAGGGUGUCUUAAAAAAGAGAGGCAUUGUUCUCGAGCAUCACUUUGAAGAACAUUUCUGCACUGCAAAGGUUGAAUCGCCAUUGUAAAGAUGCCCGAGCAAGAGAAAAAGUCCAAGAUCUCUGCGUCUCGCAAGCUGAUGCUAAAGAGUCUUAUGGUAGCUAAAGCAAAGGAUGAUUUAGAGCAAGAGCUGGUAGAUAAAGAGGCAGAGAAGGAGAGAUAUCUGUCUGAGAAAACUCCUCCGAUACACACGAGAGAAAUGUCUUUCGCUGAGCUUCAGGAGCUGUGCCGCGAACUACACGCCAAAGUCGAUGUGGUGGACGAGGAGCGCUAUGACAUUGAGGCUAAAGUGCUUCACAACACAAGAGAAAUCAAAGAUCUGAACAUCAAAGUCCUGGACCUGAGGGGCAAAUUUAAGCGUCCCCCGCUGAGAAGAGUCCGAGUCUCGGCUGACGCCAUCCUGCGCUCUCUGCUGGGGUCCAAACACAAGGUGUCCAUGGAUCUGAGAGCAAACCUCAAGUCCGUCAAGAAGGAAGACACAGAGAAGGAGAAGACAGUGGAGGUCAGUGACUGGAGGAAAAAUGUGGAGGCCAUGUCUGGAAUGGAAGGGAGGAAGAAAAUGUUUGAUGCAGCACAGUGAACAAACGAUCACAAUCAACAUCUGCAAACAUGCAAGAAAUCAGAUUGGGAUGAAUGGACAACGCUGAAUAUUAUAGGAAUGCAUACAGGCCUACUUGUCAAAUACAAAAUGAUUUGUCAGUGUGUUCAUGUCAAAUUAAAAGCUCUGUGAUGUGAAGUGUCAAAAACGUAUUGUAAAUAAAUGUAAACUCCAGAUAUGUAUCAAUAAUUGUCAUUUCAUGUGAAUGUUUGUACAGUCAAUGUUUAGUAAGGACUAAAGCUGAUAGUGUUUUGGGGAAACUGACUAAUAAAAUGAAAUGAUAAGUAAAUAAUCUGGAAAUUCAGUGCGCCGGUGAAAAAAAUAACAUUUCUAAAGGGAGUUAUCAUGUGUCUGUAAUGGGAAAAAAAAGUAUGUGAAUGAUAAGGCCAAAGCGACCUGCACAUUUCUCAGUUUACCAGUCAGGAGUUGGUGAUCAUCAAGUCCUCCUGAGAACUUCGUGUUUACGAAUUGGGAAGUCGUGUUCACGACGGCUGGUGCGUUUCAGUCACUUCCGUCGAAGCAAGAUGGCGGCGACAUAUCUGAUUUAAUCUUGUUUUUUUAAAUCUUGUUUCUCAUUUAAUCUUGUAAUCAUGUUUUUAUGGUUUACAAUGAUGAAAUAGAAAGUCUGCUGCUUCAGUAAAACCGACAGGCCACUAGGAAACUGGUGGUCAUACCUGUACCAGCCGCUAGAGUGCGCUGUUUACCAGCUGCAUAUUUAAAACACGGUUGAAACUUAAAGAACUUUAUUUUUAAGAGUUUAUCUGUUUGUGUUCUUUAAGCGGGUUCUUAAUAAUUUCAUCAUAGCCUACGUUAAAUUUUAAAGGAUUUAAGGAAUGCCUGAUAAGCGAGGCCAAAACCAUUCACACAAAACGCAUGUCCAAACAAAACCAGUUAUGACAUGAUGCAAAGGUUAAAAGGUGAAACAUUUCACUCCUAAAUGACCGACUUUCCAUUUCACAAGAGAAAGUUGCAAUGCAUUUUUGUGAUUGCCCCUCCCUGGUCACAUGAUUCACCUCCAAACUAUGAAAGAUCUGACUUUAUGAGUCGCUCGCCUCGCAUUACCCCUGAAUUGACUGUAACAUAAUGAUGUUUUGCUCUAGAGCUGGAGUUUCCUCAGGAUUAACCGGCUGAAUAGCGUUUCCAUCCAAGUAAACGUCUGUGUUCAUUGAUCUUUCUUUUAUCGAGCGACUUAGCAAAUAGAGCAUGUUUCGUUUCGAAAGAGCAAGUGAAGACUUGAAGAUGGUUUCUUGUCAGUGUAUAUUACACUAAUAAUUCUUAAUAGUAGGAUUAGGAAUGUUAUCUAUUUUUUAUAUUGUAGGCCUAUGUUAUUUCUAUGAUACUUUACCCACUAUAACACACACACAUUGUGUUUUCAUGUUUUAUGGGGACUUUCCAUAGACAACAUUAUUUUUAAACUGUAGCUACAUGUUUUCUCCCAUUACCCUAUAAACCUGAACCUACCUAUCACAGAAACUUUCCACAUUUUUACAUUUUCAAAAAAACAUCACUUAGUGUGACCUAUAAGCGGUUUUCCUCAUGGCAUUUUACUGUCAAAUGGUUGACCCUUUCAGUAUAAAGGAAUGUAUGAAAGCAGUUCAGGUGAGGAGGGUCACCUUGAGUGUUGUUUGUUUAUGUUAGUUUUUAUUUAAUAUUCUUUAUUUGGAAGUCAAUAAAGAUUUCACUGACUGCAA